CGUGAGCCUGGCGUAGGGCUGUCAAUCAACCCAGUGGGCGGAGUCUGUUAGCCUGCGAGCGAGCGGAGAGAAUAGGAGAGGGAGGAGCUGCCGGGCUCCUGUAGUCGUGACGUUAUGCAGCGGGAGGAGUGUGAUUCGGAGGAAGCCCCGGUGCCCGGCUCCUAUCUGUCUCCGUGUUUCCCCGCUCCUGGAGUGCGUCUUGUCGCCGCUGUGAGUUGUGAAUGUGACGCUGGUUCCCGCGCCUCUUCCAGCAUGGCGGCAGAUCCCGCUUUGAGCCGCAUGCUGCAGGCCGCUAGCUAUGGUACACGGAGAGGCCUUGCUGUGUGUCUGUAUUCAGCCAUGCCAAGGGAGGAGGGGGCAGGAUGCUGCAUGUCGCCUUCUCUGGGCUUUAUUCUCAUAGACUGGCGGCAUACCCGCCUGCACCAUGGGUGCUUAGCUAUUGUGUAUAGUAACAGGGCCUCCGGGACACAGCUCUGUUACAUAAUGACGGCAGGGGCAUUCAACGUGCUGCCUUGGAGUAUGUAGCAUUCAUGUGCUACUGAGGGAUAAAGGGCUAAUCGAGGGACAAUCCUAAAGGUUUUCCUUUGGCGUAUGUAGCGUUUAGCUGCUACUGAGGGAUAAAAGGGGUAAUCAAGGGACAAUCCUAAAGGUGCUCCCUUGGAAUAUGUAGUAUUCCUGUGCUACUGAGGGAUAAAGGGCUAAUCGAGGGACAAUCCUAAAGGUGUUCCUUUGGCGUAUGUAGCGUUUAGCUGCUACUGAGGGAUAAAAGGGGUAAUCAAGGGACAAUCCUAAAAGUGCUCCUUCGGAGUAUGUAGCAUCCCUGUGCUACUGAGGGAUAAAAACGAUAAUCAAGGGACAAUACUAAAAGUGCUCCUUUGGAGUAUGUAGCAUUUAGCUACUACUGAGGGAUAAAAGGGGUAAUCAAGGGACAAUCCUAAAGGUGCUCCCUUGGAAUAUGUAGCAUUCCUGUGCUACUGAGGGAUAAAGGGCUAAUCGAGGGACAAUCCUAAAGGUGCUCCCUUGGAGUAUGUAGCAUUCCUGUGAUGGUGGGGGUGUAAAAGGGGUAAUCAAGGGACAAUCCCAAAGUUGCUCCCUUGGAGUAUGUAGAAUUCCUGUGAUGCUGGGGGUGUAAAGGGGGUAAUCAAGGGAUAAUCUCUAAUGUGCUUCCUUGGAGUAUGUAGAAUUUUUUGGAUGCUGGGGGUGUAAAAGGGCGAUCAAAGGACAAUCCUAAAUGUGCUCCCUUCGAGUAUGUAGAAUUCCUGUGAUGCUGGAGGGGUAAAGGGUAAUUAAAGGACAAUCCCAAAGGAGCUGCCUUGAUAAAUUCAUAUGCAGAAUAAAUAAUGGUUCAGGCACUCUGGGAUAAUAGCAGCUUUAUUGGGGGCGAAAGCAGCAAUGUUUCAACCCCACCGGGUCUUUAUGAGCUUGAUAAAGACCUGGUAGCGUCGAAAUCUUGCUGCUUUUGCCCCAAAUAAAGCUAUUUGUUAUCCCAGAGUGCCUGACCCAUUACCCUAGAUCUCAAUUCUGUGCGCAUGCGCAAUGGACAUCAGUGACGUCAGCUCCUGGCAGAAGAGGACCCGCUAGAUCAAGAUGGCUGUGCCCACGAGGGACAGGUUCAAGUAAGUAAAUUUCAUCCUUCACUGCCCCCUUCCACCUCCAGUCACCGGGCCCCCAGCGGCCAUGUCACAGUUGGAGAUCUUUGUGAAUUUGGCUGUCCACGGAUGGUGACCGUGCCACUUUAAAGUUUCACUGUAGGCUCCCAGAACACUUGGGCUCAUUGAAGCGGUCUGGGUGCAAUGUCCCUUAACCAUGCAGUAGUAGUUAUUGAGAAACUGCAAUAAUUACUAUCCAGGGUUAACUCCAAAUCUAAUGAGGACUUCCUGGUUUGAAACGAAUCUUUGGUUAUCUGAUGCUGGACGUCCUCACGCUCUGCAUGAGGACCUCCAGCGUCAGAUUUUUUCCCCCCAAAGGAAUGCAUUAUUCAAAACUUUCCUACAGGGAAAUUCUAAUGUGAGCGCAGCCAUUGUUCCUCAUGCACAUUGUCUCCCCUGCUGACUGAUGGCGGGGGAAGAGCUUGGGCGGAGCCUGACCCGGCAUUUGAUUCAGGUAAGUGACUGAAGGUGGUUUAACCCCUUUAGCACAGCAGGAGGGGAGCACUGUCGGAUUUUAUAGUGCCAGGUACACUGCUUUGUGUUCCCGGCCCUAUUGAAUCCCUUUAACUCUAUGAGUGGGUUUUUUUUUGUUUGUAUUUGGGUGCUACUAAGUAGAAUACCAGUGAAGACAUGAAUCUUUUGUCUUGGGCAAUAAGUCAAAUAAAAUGGCACUGCUAUAAGUCUAUUCCCCAUCUGUUACCCUGUCUUAAUAGAAAGUGUCUUUUGUUUUGUUUGUUUUUGCAUAAAAAAAGUGAAACAAAUGAUCAGAUUACUAUUCUUAAAAAUCACAAUUAUUUUGUAGCCUUUUUUUCCUUUUAGGUUCUAAAGAAAGUAAUUAGACAAUACCACAGCUUGCUUGGCCACUAAUUACUUGUGUUUGUAGAUUGCAUCCCAACACCAUAUUAAAAGCCAGUGCAUCAUUAAAAAUGCGUCCUGUGCGGAAAACUAAAGUUAGCCUGUGGUAAUUAUUGAUAACUUUUGUCACUCUGUUUUGGUGUUCUGAAUUAAAGGACCACUCUAGGCACCCAGACCACUUCAGCUUAAUGAAGUGGUCUGGGUGCCAGGUCCAGCUAGGAUUAACCCAUUUUUUUUUAUAAACAUAGCAGUUUCAGAUAAACUGCUAUGUUUACAAAUGGGUUAAUCCUUCCUCCAAUUCCUCUAGUGGCUGUCUCAUUGACAACCGCUAGAGGCGCUUGCGUGAUUCUCGCUGUGAAAAUCACAGUGAGAGCAUGCAAGCGUCCAUAGGAAAGUAUUGUAAAUGCGUUCCUAUGCGACCGGCUGAAUGCGCGCUCAUUUCUUGCCGCGUGUGCGCAUUCAGCAGAAUGGGAGGAUCGGAGGAGGAGAGCUCCCCGCCCAGCGCUGGAAAAAGGUAAGUUUUUACCCAUUUCCUCUCCCCAGAGCCGGGCGGGAGGGGGACCCUGAGGGUGGGGGCACCCUCAGGGCACUAUAGUGCCAGGAAAACGAGUAUGUUUUCCUGGCACUAUAGUGAUCUUUUAACGAUUGAGCAUCAUGGGAACCGUAGUCCCCAAAAUCUGCCCCUAAUUUUUCUCUCUUGUUUUAUGUUCAUUUUAUAAGAAAAUACCCUGGUCAGUUUAGAUGCGGUUAGCAGUGAAUACAAAACUGAAUUUGGAACACUUACCUUCAAAUUCCCAUGUGCAUAAGGCCUUCCCCAUAGGAAAGCAUUAAAUCAGUGCUCUCCUAUGGGGAUUUUGAAGACACUGGACAUCCUCAUUCAAAAUGUAUUUCACUCGGGGAAAUAGCAGGAAGCGUUUCUAGUGGCUGUCUGCUGGACUGCCACUAGGAGCAAUCUUAACCCUGCAAUGAAAACUUUGCAGUUUCUCUAAAACUACAGUGAUUUCAGCUGCAGGGUUAAAGUGACAGGGAUACUGCACCAACACCACUUCAAUGACAUAAGGUGGUAUAUUUGCCUAUAGGGUCCCAUUAAAUAUACAAAUCUGUAUCACCAACACUAUAGUGUCCUUGUCCCUACUUAUAUUCAGGUCCCCACUGUGUGCAUUCAGAUAAAUAAAAAUGUACUUACAUUUUUUCAGCUCAGAGGCUCCCAGUGGCACUCCUUACCUCUCCUCUGCCCAUGUUACACGGAGGAGGCAUGGCCUCUCUGCGAUAUUCCAUUUCAAAGCUCCUCAUUGAGGAGCAUCGGGGACCUAAUGCGCAUGCUCAGUGAGCAUGGCACGCACAUUCAAAAGAAGAGGAUGACUGCACCCAGACCACUUCAUUGAGGUGAAUUGGUCUGGCUGAUUAUAGUGCCCCUUUAAUACACAUUUGUCUCUAAAGUGGCCAUCUCUUCUGUCACCACUGCAAAGUCUCAGCAAAAAUAUGGGCUCAUUUCCAAGCUUGUCUUUAAAAACUAGCUAUUGGACAUUGUUAACAAUUACAGCAAAUGGGUGUCUGCUGCAAAAAAAUUCAGACUGAUUUUCUUGUCCACUUCUGUGUUUCUGUGCUGCUUGUCUGCUUUCACAGAUACAGACCAUCACCUGGUAUUUAAUGUUUUGUAAAAUGGAUGAACAUGAAGAUAAAAGCAUAUUGAACAAUUCAUUGCUGUAGCCACUUCACAAAGGAUACUGUAAAAAGCGUGCAUGCACACUUCGCCUGCUGUCAUCGAAGCAGCUCCCAUUAGUGUUUUCAUGCUCCUGACUCGUUUGUCUUGCAGGUAUUUAUUGAUGGUGUAAUACGCCAUAUUUAUAGGUAGAUCUGAGUGCUUAAAUUGACUGUCAUCUCAAACUUUCUCCUAUUGUUUCAUUGUCUCCUCAGCAGAAUCUGUUUUUUUGUUUUUUUUUUUAUCUGAUCUUUCUCUGUAAAUAUUAAGGGACUACUUUAUCUUAUGGUUUUUUUCCUACACAUGACAACCUUCACAAAGAGUGGACAUUAAGGCAAGCUCCACCAUCUUGACAAAGAAAGUGGAGCUUGUCUUGGGUGUUAAGCCCAUCCUUUGUCAAGAAUAGGAAAAAUACAGAAGACAAAAUAGUCCCUACCUUGUCUUAUGUUUUGAAAAGAACAUAUUCUGAAGAAGGAAGAGAAGAGAAAACAAUUGGAGAAAGUCACGUUUGAGGUGACAUCCACUUUAAAUAUAGAAAAUAAAAUUAAUUUUCAGUUUUUAACUUGUCUUUUCCUCUACAUCUAGAUGAAGCAUGUGCAGGCCCAGGUGGACCAUUGGGCAAAUGCCCAGUGGGCCGCGAUGAGUCUGAGGCCGGCAGGGGAGAUCAAGGGAUCUGCCCUGUAGACUAAAAUGCAGACCGGGUGCAUUUGCGGCCAGAAAGGGUAGGAGGAGGAAGGCUGCCAGUUGCUACACACGUGAGCUCCGCAAUUCGGAGCAUUGUUGCAGGUUACUACGGCAACGCUCCAACACAGCGUGGCGCUCACGAGAAGUGAGGUCUCGAUCUGCACCUGGCCGACGUGCAGGUUUUAGAGACACCCAUACCACUGGAUGCGCACAGGGCUCUCGGUGUCCGUAGCUCUCUGCCAAAUGUUAAGUACAGGCCACAACACAUACUGCACCCCUCACAAACACUAUAGACACACUGCUCUCAUCCGUUACACAAACAGGACAUCCUUAACGCGCACACUGCACAACCUACACACACAGCAUAUUCAAUAUAUACACUUAGGAACAAGCUAGAACCCCUAGAGACACACACUACAUCCAUGAUAUAACACAGGGUACAUCCAUCACAUACAGAGUACAUUCCAUAUGCACACUAUGGAUCCCUUACAAAUAUGCUAGAUCUCCUACAGACACUUUGCACCACCUACAUACACAAACACAACAUUCCUGACACACAAGCCGCUCACUCUACACAUGCUCAAUACCCCAAUUAGCCACCAAACGCAUGUACAGCAGUCUCUCCUGGCCUUUUUGUCUUCUUUAGUAUAGCUAUGCGCAUGCUCACUUUGGGGGUAAGGGGGGGUGCUUGUAAUGGGUGAUGAGACAACACUCCUCCUCGCUGGCUCUGCCCCAUACUAGUGGUAUUCCCUGAUUAGAAAAUGCCUGGGGCCAAAUUUCUUUUCCAGUCCGGUAUUCUUUUUGAUUACCCGUGAAAACCCCCUACCGUCGUCACUUCAGGUGAGGGCAAUCAUCUCGAGCCUGUGCCGCACAUGCAUGCUAGAACUCCUGCUACUCCUCCACAGCAAGGUCCUGGAAGGUAAGUAAAGCUAGUUUUACACUUUCAUUAUAGUUAGUGCAUUUACUAAGCAUGGGACAUUUAGGGGUUAAUGUUGGGGUCCAAAGUAGGGUUUGAUUUAGGGGGUUGUCUUUAUUUAGUGAUCUUUCACAUUAGGGGAUUCUUUAAACUGUGAUUUAUGUCACCCUUUUUAUUUUAAUCCUUACCCCAACGGUUGGGUUUGGAAUUAGAGGAGGUUAAAAUAGCUUGCCUAACCCUAAUUUGAACCCUCACUUAACUUUAAAUGUCCUGUGUUCUUAAGCUUGGUGAAUGCACCGACUAUAAUGAAAGUGUAAAAUUAGCUUUACUUUCCAGGACCUUGCUGUGGAGGAGUAGCAGGAGUGCUAGCACACAUGUGCAGCACAGGAUCCAGCUGAUUCCCCUUACCAGGGUAGGGGAUUUUCAAGAGGUAGGGAAUUUUGAUAGAACACCCAUGUGCAGCACAGGCUCCAGCUGGGGUAAGGAGAUCUUAUAGAGGCUCUGAGCAUGUCCUGGGAAAUCCUCCACAGCAAGGUCCUGGAAGGUAAGUAAAGCUAGUUUUACACUUUCAUUAUAGUUAGUGCAUUCAUGAAGCACAGGCACGGGACAUUUAGGGUUAAGUGAGGGUUCAAAUUGGGGUUCGGUAAACUAUUUUAACCUCUCUCACACUUUAUUCUAACCCUUGGGGGAUGUGCAUUUACUUAUCAUCUAGCAUCUUCUAAUAUCUUUGUUAGAAAUUAAACAGUUUGUCAGUCACUGAUAACAAGUUCUUAAAAGGUACACUCUGGAAACUGGUAGUCACUUUAUCACCCUGUUUGUAAACAAUUCACAGGCACUUUAGUGUUCAGUAACAAUAGGCAAACAAAAAGAGAUAAAAUAGGUUCGACUUUUUUUUAUUUUUAUUUUUAAAGGAACAUUGUAAGAAUCAAAAUAAUGUUGUCUUAAUGUAGUGAUUUGUGCACAUAGAUGAUGUUCUUUUUCUCUGGCAAAGUAAAACAUUGCAAUUUCAGAGACAUCGCAAUAUUUAAAUUUGCCAGAGAACAUGCCUCCAGUGGCUGUCAGGUUGACACCCACCAGAGAUACUUCCUCGUGAAGACUUUUUGAAAAUCAAAGGUAUUCAGGUUUGCACAGCAUGACCUUUCCAAAGCUGUUAAAGAAACUGUCAAAGCACCAUGACCACUACAACCUGGAGCCAUGAGUAACCAGAUGUAAAAAAAAUUAAAUAAGAAAACGAGUACUUGUUCGGUUGAGAGCACUAAGCUGACGCUCUUGGUCAAUAGGCUCAGUACUGCAAUGCUUUGCUCUCUAGAGCAAUCUGUCGUCUUCUCAGGAGAAGACCACAUAUGGCUCAUGUGGUGUAGGUGCCUAUUGGGAUCCCAGUUUGUUGUCAAACUGUACUAAGUCGUCUACCCGUGGGACAACAGGGCACUCCUGGCACCAUAACCACAACAGUGGACUUUAUUGGUUAUCGUACAUGGAAUGUUCUUUAAAUGAGAGGCAAGAACUUUUUGGGCAGCAAUUACCGUUCAAAUGUCAUUAGUCUUCAAUAUGAUAUAUAUUUGAGAUCACACCUGAUCUAAAUUAAGGCAGAUACAUUGCUGUGUCCCAAGACCUAGAUUGCAAUUAAGUUUAAGGCAUUUUAUGCAGUUGUGUUUUGUUUUUUUGUGUGUGUGUGUGUUUUUCAGUUUAUAAGGGGAAGCAUGAAUCUAAACCUCUAAGUUAAAAAAUAAAUGUAUUAUAAAACCUUAAAAUUGACUUAUAAUAAGUAUUAUGUGACUAGGUAUAGAAUGCUGUUUUAUCAAAUAAUAAAUAAACGCCAUGUUACAGUGCAUUUUCAAACCAGCUCAUGUUACUUACAUUUACAGGCCUUUGUUACACCAUGGAGCAAAGAUAUUUUCAAAACCCGUAUCCUGACUACAACCAGCAAGAGUCAUCAGACUUCACCUCCACAGGGCAGGUGAGUUUUUUUAGAGUGCGAUACUAUGUAUGUGCAGAAGAGGAUUUCAUGUCUUUUUAAAGGAGUUUUAAUAAGUGCCCUUAACGAAUCUGACAUACAGAAGGUAUACACAUUCCACACCUUCUAUUGAAGUGUAAAAUAUGUAUUCCUGACACUUGUGGAUGAAAUAGUGUGACCUUGAGAUGUAUUGUUCCAGAGAUAAUAGUAAGUGCCCAUGUCUCUAACACAACUGAGAGCAGAGUUAUGUAGAUUGUCAGUGCAUGUCUUUAUUGUGUCUUGGAUAAGUGGGACAAAGCAUCCUUAUCUUACAUCUUUUGGUUUCUUAUUUAUAGCUGUCAUCUGACUUUGUACACCGCCUGAAUAGUAAGAUCAAGGAACUCCUUCAGCUAAUGGAAAAGGGUCUGAAAUCUGUGGACCCUGCUGACUGUACCACUUACACAGGAUGGGCAGGUAAACACUCACCCAGAAAUAUAUAUAUAAUGUACAAUAUUUGUCACAAGACACACGUGAAGCCAUACUGGGGGAGUUGUGCAUUACAUUGCAUAAAGUUGCUCUAACGUUAUUUUGAAUGAUGGUGCAUUACAUCUAAGGACAUAAAAUUUUUAAUUGUUUAAGAUUAUCAUAGCAAGAACUCAAACGCAAGUAAUAAUCUGUUCCUAUACUCCUCCAGUGUGACCCAAAUUCUGCUAGAGGAGUAAUUAUAACUACAGUGCAUGUACUGUAAUUGCUGUAAUGGAGAACUGCUUGUGUGAGGGUUCUCCUGAUAUGUCCUGUCAUCCUGUCAAUGUUGGUAUAGACCUCCUAUGCUAAGGACUGAUCUACAGGUAUAGAAAAAUCUUUUGAUGGCUAGUCAUUUUUUUUAUUUCAAGUAAAUAGGAGUACCAUGACAGGUGCAUUAAUAAAACCAUGUUAGGCUCCCAAUAGAUAACACUUGUUUUAAUUCUUGUUUACAGCAGGGGUAGUCAACCUUUUAAUACCCAACACCCACUUUUUUUGUAUCUUUGAUGGUAAAAUAUAGCGCAAGUGUGAAUAUUUUUAUUUAUUUUUUUAAGUUUAAAAAAAAAAAGUACUUUAAAUGAAUCUAAAGGGUGCUGUGUGGGGUUGUGUGUGUGUGUGUGUGUGUGUGUGUUUCUUUUAGGAAAUAUAAAAGUACAAAUAUAGCCUUUUUUAACCCCUUAAGAAUGGAUGCAAUUAUACAAGUUCUGUACCAACAUGAAACCUGGAAUUUGAUGUGCACCCAUGCUUAUUAUAUAUCUUUUUGUUCAGGAAAAAUAACUUUCAUUUAACAUUGAAUAUUUAUAUAUCAAACCUAAUUUAAGUGUAAAAUAUUUAAUUGUUUAAUAUUGAUAACAAAUGUACAGUAUUUCUUGUACUGCUCAGAAAUGAUUAGAAUAAUAACUGUCAGCGACUAGGUUCAUGCUUACUUUUUGUUUUUAUAUUCCAGGAAUUGCGAUGUUGUAUUUACACCUCUCAGAUGUGUAUGGAGAGCCAUCUCUUUUGCAGAAAGCACAAGAGUAUGUCCAAAGAAGCCUGCGCUGUUUGACCAGAAGGGACGUCACUUUCCUUUGUGGAGAUGCUGGGCCAUAUGCUAUAGGAGCUGUUGUGUUUCAGAAGCUUGGAUACUCAAAUGAAGCUGAUGAUUGUAUCAGGAGGUAAUCAGAUCUACAGAAUAGUCUCUGCAGUCCUUCUUGGCACUUCCCUGUUUUUGAUUUACAAAGCAUUACUUGCAUCCCUCCUCCCCCCACCCCCCCCAAUCCCUCACCUCACACUCUAAAACCGGUAAAAAGAAAAGAUUUUAAACUUAACUGGAAUCCAGCUCUAUGCACUUAAUAGAGAAGCCUUUAAUUGGACCGUUUCGCCUUUGGCCUGUGUGUGCAUGCUGACAGCAGAAGUACAUUUUGCACAAAAUUGACCGUUCGGAACAAAGUUCAGGGAGGCCUAAGUGGUGUGUGCCGGGGGUGUAACUAGCCCUGGCACACAAGUGCAAAUGUCUGAUUGUGCUGUGUUUCAAGCAAAAACUCUUCACAUCCGGACUAUUACUACCAUGACCACUGUAAAUCACUGUGGCGAUUGGAGUAACUUUAUAAGUGUAUUGGUUAAUCUUUUUUUUUUUUCCUCUAAAAUUACUAUAGCCUGCAUAUCUUCCUGAGUUAAGUUGAAAGUUAGGUGUUUUAUAGGGACUGUUGCUUAAAGGAUCUCUAUAGUGUCAGGAAAACAAAGCGUUUUUCCUGACACUAUAGUGCCCCCACCCUCAGGUUCCCCCUCCCGUGGCGCUGAAGGUGUUAAAACUCCUUCAGUUACCUUAAUCCAGCACCAGACUCCCUCGGCGCUGGUGACCUCUCCUCCCCGUCUGACAUCAGCUCCCCCGUCCGUCACUGGAGCAGAAUGCACAUGCACGGCAAGUGCUGUGCGCGCAUUCAAAGUGUCCAUAGGAAAGUAUUUCUCAAUGCUUUCCUAUGGAAGCUCUGCACGAUGGAGGUGAAAUUCUCUGAGACUAAGUUUACAUGUGAAGGGUUAAAACCUAAGGGACCUGGCACCCAGACCACUUCAUUGAGCUGAAGUGGUCUGGGUGACUAUAGUGUCCCUUUAACCCCUUAACUCUGUUACGGCGUUCUAUGCCGUCCCGCAUUAAAAGGGCUUUAAAGCCGUUGCGGCGGCAUAGACCUCAGCCCAUGCAGCUCUCCCCCGCCAAAUGAGGCCCCUGGGGGCCAUGUGAUCGCUCUCAAAGAGCGCUCACAUGGCCUGCUAUAGCUGGCUGUGGAUCGGCCAGCAGGGGGACUGUCUGAAAUGUCAGACAGUCCCCCAGCUGGUGGGAAGUAUUAAAAAAAAAAAAAAAAAAAAGACGUGUAAAAUUAAAUUAUAAAUGUUAUAUAUAUUUAUAUUUAUACGCAUAAUUACAAUAAUAAAUAAAAUAUUGAAACAAAAUUAAAUAUAAAUUAUAUAUGCAUAUGUAAUUUCAUUCUAACUGUAUUUUGUUAAAAUAUAUGUGUGUAUGUGUGUAUAUAUAUCACAAAAUACACUUAGAGAUAUAUAUAGAAUGUCAUUCUAUCUAUAUAUAAAAUACAAAUAAGUGUGUGUGUGUGUGUGUGUGUGUGUGUGUGUGUGUAUACAUAAAAGAUUACAUUAGUAUACACAUAGAAUUUAAAUACUUAUAAAUGCAUAUAUAGUAAAAUUCUACAUGUAUAUUUAGGUAAUCUUUUAACAUAAUUAUGUGAUUUGAUUAAUUAAAAUUUGAUUGACAUGCCUGACAACACAGGGAGAAAGUGCAGAGAAUUUAAUUCGCAAGCACUAUAUUUGACCCUGUAACUCUCCAAGACACCAUAAAACCUGUACAUAGGGGGUACUUUUUUUUUCCUCGGGAGACUUUGUUGAACUCAAAUAUUAGUGUUUCAAACUGGUAAAUUGUAUUACAACGAAGAUAUUUUAAGUAAAAGGGACUUUUUUGCAUUUUUUACAAACAAAUGGCACUUUUAUGGACUAUAUUAUUGUAAUAUGUUUUACUGUUUUAAAACCCUAAUAUUUGUGUUUUAGUGAAGUCUGCCGAGAAUAACGGUACCCCCCAUGUACAGGUUUUAUGGUGUUUUGGAAAGUUAGAGAGUCACAUAUAAGGCUUGCAUUUCAUUUUUUUGACAUUUGAAAUUUGCCAGAUUGGUUAUGUUGCCUUUGAGAGCGUAUGGUAGCCCAGGAAUGAGAAUUACCACAAGGUAUUGCAAGUGGGGUCCAGUCUUUCUUAGUAGCCACUUAGUCACAAACACUGGCCAAAUAUUAUUUUUUUGCUUUUUUUCACACAAAAACAAAUAUGAACGCUAACUUUGGCCAGUGUUUGUGACUAAGUGGCUACUAAAAAAAGACUAAACAUACCCCACUUUCAAUACCUUGGGUUGUCUACUUUUUCAAAUGGUAUGCCAUUAUGGGGGUAAUUCUCAUUCCUGGGCUACCACACCGUCUCAAAGGUAACAUUACUAAUCUGGCAAAUUUUCAUUAGAAAUUCCAAUGGACCCUUCUUCGUAUUUCUGUAUAGAGUACCUCCAGGAUGCUGAUUCAGGGGGUUACAAACAAUUUAUUUUUCCAAAAAACAGGAAACAAAUUAAAAUUCGAUAAUACUAGAAGAAUGUCCAAUAAAAACAGGAAUCCGCAACACCUAAAAAGAGUUUCGGCUAUUAAGCCUUCAUCAGAGGUAUUGUGUAUACUCGUGGCGUGCAAUCUUUUAAAUCCUCCUUUUGGUGCCUUUUUCGCCGUAAUUUCGGCACUUCAUUUCCGGGUUCUGCGUCAGAGCGUCAUCUGCGUCCUCACGCUCUGACGUCACUUCCGGUCUAUACGUCAUCUUCUAUCAGAACAGUUACUUCAUUGGCGAAAUGGAGCAAAAAAGGAUAUACAAUCUACUAUACAAAGUUCCAUAGAAAAGUCCGAUAGUGUGUGGCCUUUUCAGAGAUGCUUUGUGAAGUGUCCAAAAAUUAGUAUUAGUGAAGUAUAAUGCACCGCAUACGGUUAGAGAGGGGAGUUACAACUUUGAGAUUUGCUAGCAUGAGUUCUAUUUCUUUCACACACAAUGUUCUGAAUGCUUACUACUAUCCCAAUGGAACUCAUAAUGUAGAUAUUGGUUGACAGUCCUCUUCAGUGCUGUUCUGUCAAUGCCAAAACUGCGUUGUCUGUGCAGUACAAUGGAAUCUACAUAAAAAUAAAAUACCAGAGGCCAUCUUUCUCCCCAUUAGUCUUGGAAGUAUUUUCUACAUUAAGUUGGUUUAACCAUUUAAAGAUUGACACUGCCAUUUUUAAAAUCUUCUUUUUGUAUAGUUGUUGCAGUCUAUUUUUUGUACUUCUUCUCUUUCCAUGUCUGUUCCGCCAUAAUUAUCCUGUGUUUCUUUCUGCAGCCUCCUUCAGAUGCAUGCUUCUGUGAUAAAGUUGGACUCCCGACUCCCAGAUGAAUUACUCUACGGACGUACAGGAUAUCUCUAUGCCCUCCUUUUUAUCAACAAACAGUAUGGGAUGGAGAAGAUCCCUUUGGGAUACAUUCAGCAGGUAUGAAACUGCUUUCAUUUCAAUUGAAUGUGCACAGAUUUGUUUGUCACCUCUUUUCUUUCUGUUGCUUUCUUUUAAGUGGAUUUGUACAAAUCUAUCUUCGAUGAAUAGCUGAUGCUGUUGCAUACAGCACUGCUGGCUUACAAACCUUUUUGAAGUACCGAUUUUUAGUGACAGAAAGCACUAUCGCAGUAUAUUCUUGUUGUAUAGGUUAUCAUGCAAGGAGGAUCUCUAUCACUAACCCUGCAAGAUAAGUUAUCUUCAUACCUACUGUGUUAGAGGCAUCUUUAUAGAUGCUACUUUCUUAUGCGUCCACGUCUGUACCUUCGUUCAGAAAAUGUUGUGUUUUAAACUCAGCUACAGAUACAAUUGUGAGGGAGCCUUUCAGAAAAGUGAAUAUUCAAACAGAUGUGACUGCUCUGCAUUUACUCUCCACAUACAAGCUGUCAGAGAAAAGCAUAUUGUCUGUAUGUGAAUGAGAGUAAUUAGUAUAGUAGUUCUGUAUUUUUUUUUAUUUUUUUUUUUAAACAGCUGUAUACCUAAUGGCAAUGCGACAUGGCCUGUAAUGGCAUAGGUCAUUAUGAUGCCAGGAGGGUCCAUUUAAUUCUAUCCAGGUUGGGACGUUACACUUUGUUCAUAACCUCAUCUGCCAUAGAAGUUCACUUAUAUUUUGUUUUAUUGCUUUCUUGCCAGGUGUGCCAUACGGUACUGGAGUCAGGUCUGCAGUUGUCAGGACAAAGAAACUUCACCGCUCAGAGCCCACUGAUGUAUGAGUGGUACCGAGAGUAUUAUGUUGGCCCUGCCCAUGGCCUUGCAGGGAUAUACUACUACUUAAUGCAGGUAAGAUGCUGAACUAAUCAAGGCUACAGUCACAUAUUAGGAAAUAAACACGGUCUGUAAGAAUGUAAAUCACAUAUAAUUAAAGUCUAGAGGAACCCAAGUUUCUUGAAGUGGCUAUUGAUCUCCUGGAAUCUAACGAAGGCAGUAGUUUCCUUAUUUUAUUUUUGGUUUGUUUGUUUUUUACGACUCUUGUAAUCAGCUACUGCUCUUCUUCAAAUCUGUAUGGAAAGUAAUUGCGUUGCUCCUUUAAUACAAAAGACAAAACGUUAUAGAAUAAGUAAUUUUAAUGUAGUUUAAAUUCUGGUUUGAUUUAGAAGACUCAAAAAGAAAAUUGUACAAUACAGGAGUGUCUGUGUCUGUCGCAUAUAGUCUUGUAAUGUUUAACAGACUAGCCCAUUAAGCUUGCAAUUAACACAUAUCCGUUUCAGUAGAACACACAUUUAUUUUGCAAAGUACAAAUAAUGUCUUCUUUCCCUUUUUAGCCUGAAUGCAACCUUGGUAGUGAUAAGCUGUUGACCUUUGUGCGACCAAGUUUGGACUAUUUCAGCCAUCUCAAGUUCCAGACUGGCAACUACCCACCCUGCAUAGGCGACCAUAGAGAUUUGCUAGUACACUGGUGCCACGGAGCCCCAGGUGUCAUUUACAUGUUAAUCCGGGCCUAUAAGGUAUAUGAAAAAUCCUUCUUACAGAGGUUGUGAACUGUAAUGUUUAAAUGUUUAUUGAAGGAUCACAAAAAUAAUCAAUACAGUGUAGUUUGAAAAAUUAUCAAAUGACUAGAUGUUUAGAAAUGUAUAUUUUAAAUUGUGGUAUCUCCCUAUCUACCCAUGAAUUUUCAGCAGAGACAAUGAGUAUAAUGGCGUUAAAACGAUGGAGAUCGCGUAAGUAUAUGAAAACAUACAAAGCAAAUAUCACCUGUAUAUUUAUGAUAAAUUAUUUAAUUACUGCAUAAAGAGCCAAUAGAACUCAUAUUAAACCUGGCUUGACAGGUUCACGUUAAGUAACAGCACUCCUUUAACAUCCCCUGGGAGAUUUUUAAAUGUACACAAAGGAUUCCUUUAACAAGAAGCAGUGUUUUUACUACUGUUUUAGUAAAGCACGGAGGGGAUGGCCUUGCCUCCAUUGAAUGUCAAUCAACUGCAUGCUAUGCGUGCUAACGACAAACUCAUUCUGUGCACAGAAUUCAGAGCACCACCUCUCGUUCCAGGCUUGCUAAUGAUGCUGCUGGAAAUAGUUACAACUCUGGCAGCAAAACCAAAUAACUCUGUAUCUGAAAUGCUGCACAUACAAACUCCACACAACAUGGCCCUUUUAAAUUGCUGAAGUUGUCAUGGUGCUUGGAGUAACUCUUUUAACCCCUUGAGGACCGCGGACGUAUCGUGUGCAUCUGACAAAAAAAGUCAUUAAAGAUCUCGGACGUACCUGAUGCAUCCAUUGUGAAUUAGCGCGCUGUUAAGCGAGCCUGAUCGCUUCCAGCUGCUCUGACGUUAUUGCAGCGAUGCCUCGAUGUCGAAGCAUCCUGCAAUACACCCCCUCACUGCCGGGCCGCUCCCCUGGAGCGAUCACUUCCAGGUUGCCCGGCAGAGCAUCGGAAGCCAUCAGGCAGGCUUCUAAUGCUCUGCCUGUGCUGAGUGACUCGAGGGGUUGAGGCACUCAGUGAAGAUAAAGUAGUCUUGUUUUUUGUUUUUUUGUUUUUUUAAAACCUAAUUUUUAAAAAAAAUUAUCCCCUUCUCUCCCUCCAUUCCCAUUUACUUACCUGAUCACCGCCGUUCCCCAAACGGCAAUCGGUCUUCGCCACGGGGGAGAGAGACACUGUCUGACAAUAGUACCCCUAGGGCCAUGUGAUCACUCUGCGAUAGUGAUCAAAUGGCAGCAAUAGCUGUCCAUAGUGUUGUCUGCAUGGGGACUGCCUGAACUGACAGGCAGUCCACCUGCUUGUGAAAAAGUUUAAAAAGUAAAAAAAAAAAAUAGUCCAGAAAUAAAAAAAUAAAAAAAGUAUUCUAUUUAUAUAUGUGUAUAUAAAGUCAUACUAAGUGUAUUUUUAAUAUAUACACAUAGUCUUCAAAUAUAUAAAAUAUGUAUAUUUAAAAUUCUAUGUGCAUAUUUAUGUAAUAUUUUUACAUAAUUAAGUCAUUUUAUUGAUUGCAAUUUGGGGGACCUGCCUGACAACCAAGGCAGAAAGUCCAGAGAAUUUUAUUUGCUAGUACUAUAUUUAACCCUGUAACUUUCCAAGACACCCUAAAACCUGUACAUGGAGGGGGGAUUCUGUUUUACUCGGGAGACUUCGCUGAACACAAAUAUUGGUGUUUCAAAACCGUAAAACGCUUCACAGCGAUGAUUUUGUCAGUGAAAGUGACGUUUUUUUGCAUUUGCCACACACAAACUGCACUUUCACUGAUAUCAUUGUUGUGAUACGUUUUACUAUUUUGAAACACUAAUAUUUGUGUUCAGCAAAGUCUCCCGAGGAUAACAGUACCCCCCAUGUACAGGUUUUAUAGUGGUUUUGAAGUUACAGAGUCAAAUAUAAGGUUUGACAUUUUGAAAAAAAAUGUUUUUUAUUAUUUGCCAGAUUGGUUAUGUUACCUUUGAGAAUGUAUGGUAGACCAGAAAUGAGAAUUACCCCCGUGAUGGCAUACCAUUUGCAAAAGAAGACAACCCAAUGUAUUAUCAAUGGGGUGUGUUCAUUCUUUUUUAGGAGCCACUUGGUCACAAACACUGGCCAAAGUUAGCAUUCAAAAUUUGGCCAGUGUUUGUGACUAAGUGGCUACCAAAAAGGACAGUACGUACCCCUUUUUGAAUACCCUGGGUUGUCUACUAUAAAAAAAAUAUGGCUUCAAAAAUGUCCCAAAUAUGGUCUUUUAGCCCCCAGAGAACCCAACACACCUAUACAUGGGUGGUAUCACUGUACUCAGGAGAUAUUGCUGAACAUAUAUAAGGGUUACUGCCAAAGAACACCCCAAAAGUUCUCAGUACAUGUAUUCUUAAAUUGCUAUGUGUGUCAAAAAAAUCACUUUUUUUCAUUCCCACCAAUUCAUGCCAAAUAAAAAUGAGUCAAAAUACCCCAAGUUUAAUACCUUAGGUUGUCUUCUUGAAAAAAAAUAUUUACGUGUGUAGGUUUAUUCAGGGAUUCCUGACAGAUAUCAGUGUUACAAUGUAACAAUGGUUUGGAAAUGGCUACUUUGUACUUAUUGUCCUAUAACUUUCCCAAAAAAGCUAAGAACACGUUAACAUUGGGUAUUUCUAAACUCAGGACAACAUUUUUAAACUAUUUAGCACAGGUUUUUUCUUUGGUUGUAGAUGUGCAACAGAUUUUGGGGGUCAAAGUUAGAAAAGGGUUGUGUGUGUGGUGUUUUAUUUUUUUUUUUUUUUUUUGGAAUCCUAUUUUAUUAAAGAUUUAUAGUAAAUUAUGAUAUGAGAAUAAUGGCAUCUUUAGAAAGACUUAUUAACUGUACCCACACAUAUACCGUUUUUCUCGUAAGAGGAAGAUUACAGCUAAACACAAACACCGCAGAAAUGUAAAAACAGCCCUGAUCCUUAACGGUAAGAAAAUUGAAAAGCGCUCUGGUCACUAAGGGGUUAAUAGCCAUUUUGCUGCUGACGUUAUUGUAGCAGUUUAGGUGAAUGAUUGUGUAAAAUGUAUUAGUCAGCAAUAAAAAAUAACUAAAUCUAGACAGGGGUUCCCAACCCAGUCCUCGUGUACCUCCUACCAGUCCAGGAUUUAGGGAUUUCCCCGUUGUUUCUAAAGGUUGUUUUUUGUUUGUUUUAAACACCUUAAACACAACUGGGUAAUCCCUAAAUCCUGGAUGUUGGUGGUUCUUGAGGACUGGGUUGGGAACAACUGAUCUAGAGCUAUGACCAUCAUGUCUUAAUGUCAGGAUUAUUCACUAAAGUCUGAAUUCAAAGAGAAUUUGAAGCCAAAGUAGCCAAACUUGGAAGCAUAGCUGACAUAAGAAAUGUUUCCAAGUUUGGCUUUUUUUUACCUUGAAUUUGACAUUCACCCCAAAUUCACUUUGAAUUCUCACUUGAGUGAAUAACCCCAUAUGUCCUCAAACAUUAAAAUCCCUGACUGUAUAUAAUUGGUACUAUACUCCGUCUAAAAUAGCCAAAAUGUUUCCGCAUUUAGGUGACUCAAGCUGGAGAUGUGGUUUCCGGGUGGGAACCUAUAUACAUAUUUGGUGGACCUGCCCUGUAGUGAGGCUGCUGUGGGCAUGGGCUUUCAAUAUUUUUUUUACACUAUCCAAUAAUAAAUGAGAAGACCCUGCCACCGCCCUUUUGCAUAUAAACUUGCAUUCCAAAUCACUGAAACUAAGUUGUAUAGCGGUGCACUGUUUAGUGGCCGUUAAAAUUAUAAUUGCUAGAAGAUGGAAAUCAUCCAUUCUCUUUCAAAAAACUCACUUGAUUAAACAAAUUAAAUAUCAACUGACUAUGGAAACCAAUCUGAUUAAUAAUGUGUCUAAUGCAAUUUAUAAGAAAGGGAUAUAUAAGAUGUGGUUGGACAAUAUCUUAUUAAUAUAUGGCUGACCUUCUAUUGCUUAUAGUUGGAUUCUUCAUUAUUCACAAUAUUUUUUUUUUUUUUUUCCUAUAAGAAUAAGUUGGAUUGGAUCUUGUCCUUAAGUAAUAAAGUGAUAGAGAAGGGAGGGAGUAGUGGGAAAUUGAUUCGGUUAUACUGUAUAUACUUGAGUAUAAGUCGACCCGAAUAUAAGUUGAGACCCCUAAUUUUACCCCCCAAAAAUGGGAAAACUUAUUGAUUCGAGUAUAAGACUAGGGUGGGAAAUGCAGCAGCUACUGAUAAAUUUAUUAAUAAAAUGAGAUCCCCAAAAAAUAUUAAUUGAAUAUUUAUAUGCUGUGUGAUGCAGAGCCUUGGUGGGGGGGUGGGUAUCUUUAUUUUUUUUAUUAUUAUUUUAAUAAUUUUUAUUUAUAUUUUUUCGUCCCCCCUCCCUGCUUGAUACAUGGCAGGGAGGGGGGCUCUAACUCCCUGGUGGUCUAGUGGCAUGGGCUGUGUAGGAGGGGGCUGGCAGCAAACUGUAACUUACCUUUCCUGUAGCUCCCUUCUCUCUCCUCCGUUCCUGUCAGCUCCCACUGCAAGUCUUGCUGUGUGAGUGCUGCGCGGAGCGUUGCCACGGUAACCCGUGGCAACGCUCUGACCCCGCAGCUCUCGCAAAACUUGCAGGGGAGCUGACCGGGAUGGAGGAGAGAGAAGGGAGCUGACAGGAGCUGCAGGAAAGGUAAGUUACAGCUCGCUGUCAGCCCCCAACAGGACCGCCAGGCUUGUAAUGAGCCCGGCGGUCCUGGUCUGUAUUAUGGCAAUGUAAGUUGUCAUAAUACAUACAGUGACUCGAGUAUAAGACGAGUGGGGGUUUUUCAGCACAAAAAAUGUGCCGAAAAACUCGUCUUAUACUAGAGUAUAUAUGAUAAGUCUUUUGGACAUACGAUGGUAGAUUUAUCUGUUAAAAUAAUUUUAGGACUAAUUUUCUCCCACUCUGGUGUGAAAGAUUUUGUUGUUUGUGGUUUUGCAUUGUGCGAUUGUUAUUUUUUUAUACCUGUCCUGUUAAAAUAUAUGUAUUUAGAUCAGUAUUGGUUUUUGGAUAGGUUUUGUAUAUAAAUGUUAUAUUUGUGAGAUAUGUAAUUGAUGAAAUUUUCAAUAAAGAAAUAUUAAAAAGAAAAAUCCCUGACUGUUGCCAUUCCAGGUUUUUGGCGAUCAGAAAUACCUGAUAGACGCUUUGCAUUGUGCAGAAGUAUGUUGGCAGCGUGGGUUACUGAGGAAAGGCUAUGGGCUGUGUCAUGGAUCAGCUGGAAAUGCCUACAGCUUUCUUGCACUCUACAACCUGACCCGUGAUUUAAAGUACUUACAUAGAGCAUGCAAGGUAAGUGUGUCUUUCCAUCAGUAGGAUGCACACAUUCAAAAAGCCUUUCCAUAAAGGAAUGUUAUGCAAGGCAUGUUUCACCUCUUUGUACCUAGCUAAAAUGAAUCUCACUACAUCAUACAUCACUGUAAAGCAGCAUGUCAUGUUGUUUUUGCAUAAUUUCAUACAUUGCUAUAAUCCCUCUGUCGGUUACUAACUAAAUGGGAGUUAUGGAUAUCUGAGGAUUGCAAAUUUUAUGCCAAAAAUUGUUAAAUGUGAAACCUGCAUUAGCUGAACUUUCAAGGCUCAUUUUGACAAAAACAUUUUAGAAUUCCCUUAUCUUUUCUCUAUUGUGAACUGUUUAAUUCAUAACUCUUUAAUACGUUUUCAUGUGUAAUCUCUGCGCUAAGUAGGUCUUGUAAAGAGUUUCCUGGUUGUAAUUGAUAUGAAGCAAGAUAUUUAUAUUUUUUUAAUGCAUAUUUAGCACGAUUAGUCCUGAUUUAUGUAUUUAUUUAUUUUAUUUUUUUUACCAUGAAUAAUAUCAGUUGCACCAGUCUUCUCUAACACAUUGUUACCGAUUUUGUUUCACAAAAGGCUUCAAACAGAAGAAGCCACAUCUUGUGGCAACUUUGUUUUGUGAAUCUGGCUGUUAGUCACAAGACUUCAUGUACUUUGAUUACUAAUGUAGCUAUUUCACAAGAAUCAUUUGUAAGAUGCAACACAGCCUUGGUGCUCUGUGUAUCAUUAUGACUGGUUUAAAGGAUGCCUAAUGUUUAAGAACUGGUUUUCUUUACUCCAGAUCAUCCACAGAAUCUUUGGUCCUGGUUUGGUUUUUGAUUAUUUGUGUGAUUUGAGCUGAAGAUGGCCCUCAAUAUAUUUGGAGUAUUUUUUUGUACAGACUCUUGGCAUGCUGAACAUUUUUGUGUACUUUCAAUUGAGUGGUUUUAUUUUGCAUUCCGAGUAUUCUUGGAACUGAUUUGUGAUAACUGUCGCAUUUAAUCCGAGUCUUUCUGAUAUAAACUUGACAUGGUCCUCUAAAAUAGGAGUGUUUGUUUGUUGGAGCUCAUUUGUUGUUUUGUUGAUGGUAGUUGUGUACUUAAGGAUCUAGAACCCAAUUCUGGGAGAGGCACUAGAACAUAAUUUAAUAUCACUCUCUCGCAGUAGGAUUUAUUUACUGUACUCUGACUUGCAGUGAAUUAAAAUCCACAGAGCAAAAUUUAGGCAAACUGCAGAUUUUAGAGAACUAUGAACUCACAACUAUGCUAUAGUCUGAUCUUGACUCUUUCAGCCUUCAUUUUGUCUUCUGGAAUUCAAUUCACUACAAUUUGGACAAUGGUGAAUAACAUGUGGAUGUGUGUGUGUGUGUGUGUGUAUAUAUGUAUGUGUGUGUGUGAUAGAUAUAUAGAUAGAGAUAGAGAUAUAUAUAUAUAUAUAUAGUUUGUGAUUGCAGUGGUGUAGUAGUAUUGAGGACUAGCUUGUUUGUAUGCAGUUGUGGGUGUUGCCUAUCCUCUUCUCCCUGCUUGUGUAUUUCUCCAUCUCGUACUAUUCCUUUAUCUCUCCCCCACUUGUGUCCAUCUGCUUCUAUUCCUCUUUUGACUGCUUGUGCCCCUCUUCCCAUAACCACCUCUCCCCAUGUGAGUACAUCACCCCCACCCACUCUAGCCCCACUGCCCAUAUCCCUUUUCUUUUUGUCUUUAUCCCCUUUAUCUAGCCAUCCCCUUUUUACCUGUCCAUUACACUUUUUCUUCUGUCUGCCCCUCUGCCCAUACCUCCCUUGCUCACUUCUGUCCUGCCUACUGAACCCUUCCCCAUUUGUGUUCCUUUACUCAUACUACCUUAAUAUCCUAUCUUGUGCAGUCUGCUUCCACCCCCCUCUGCUUUCUACCUUAAUGAGUGUCAUGGGAAUUGAAGUCCUUGGAGCAAGCAUGCUUUUGCAGUACUCUAUGAAGUUCUGGAUGUUUUGUGCAGAGGGUGGAGAUACACCGUAUCCUUGCACUCUUUACCUGCUUCACAGCCCAGCAUUUAAGAGUCCUGGUAGAGCAUGCUGUGUUCUUGCUUCCAGGACUCUGACUCUAUUGCCCUCCAGUUAGCCACCAGCCCUGAAACACAGACAUACAUGUACUCGGCAUGGAUACCAGUCUAGCCAGGUAACUCUGGGUGGGCAUUUGCCCUGGAUCCAUGCCUGUAUGUACUCGAUAAUUUUAAGUUCUGAUGAUGGUUUGCUAACAUUAGAUGAAUGUGUGAGUACGUUUGUUCUAGGAUCCAUCUCUGCUUUCAUCUGUGUUUGUUACUUUAUAUGUUACGGCUUUAGAUUUGUUUACAUGAUUGUUCUCUAGAUCUGCUGCAUCCAGCAUAUAUCUCUCCACUUAUAGAAGUAUAAUUCCUAUGAAUCUCAGCCAGCUAGCCAUGGAUACUUAUUUUUGAAUUUGUCUGUUAAGGUUAAUUUGUCCCUUUUUUUUUUUUGGCUUCUUUUUAUCUGAACUUACUGUCCUACUUUGUUUUGUUCUUAGGAUGAGCAAAUAAAUGUUCUGUUUUAAAGCCCUUUGAUUGUAGUUGACUUUUCAAUCUGUCCUUGUGAUGUUAAAUAAUAUUUACAUCCCGGUAUAUUCUGUUUCCGUGAUAGUUGUGCAAUGUGUCCUGUUCCAAGCUAACCUUUUCUUUUCUUUUCUUUUUUCUUUCUAGUUUGCAGAAUUUUGUAUGGAUUAUGGUGAGCAUGGCUGCAGGACACCAGACACUCCUUUCUCUAUGUUUGAAGGUACAGUUUGGGAAUCAUGUCCUAUUUAUUUCUUGACCUAAAAUAGCAUGUGUGGUAGACAAGAAGGAAUUGAAAUAAUAUGAAAAAUACUUAAAAUACCAGUACUGAAUAGUUUUUUUUAAUUUUACUCUAUUGGGGGGGGAUUGCUGAGCCUUUAUAGGUGCAGUCUAAGGUCCAUUAUCACUAAAGCAGAGAAGGGCAGAAUGAACCAACCCUGAGACUGACUGCAACAUACAAGAUUUGACAGUGCCACACAGACCAUUUAUAAAAUAAAUAUACAUUUUGCUGCCUUUAAAUGAACCUUCGCAUCUUAAAAAAAUAUAUGCGUGGAAAUAUGUGUUUUGUGCAGUGGGUAUUAGAAGAUAGUUAGGUAAAACAUUGAAUUAUGUUCUUGUUAAUUACCCUUCUUGUCCCACCUAACUCGACAGUCACAAUUCAAUGGCUGAACACCAUUUGGCUACUUUGACAAGCGUUGUAGACCUUUGCUGAAGGUAUAUGUAGACAGUGGCCCUUUUUUGUUGUUUUUUUAAUAUAUACAGACACUCCUCACUUACCGACCGGGUUCCAUUUCUGCAACCCAGUUGUAGAACGAAUUGGUCGGUAAGUGAGGAUUUAGAUUUGUUUACAUGAUGCAUUCGUCUGUGUACGGGGAAACUUCCCCGAACAUAGACAAACACACCUUAGCAAGGAAUCCCUCUAAUCUAUGCUUGGGAAGAUUUCACCGAACAUAGAUUAGAGGGAUUCCCUGCUCUCAUGCGUUCGUCUAUGUUCAGGGAAGUUUCCCCGAACAUACAUGUGCACCAGAGCAAGGAAUCCCCACGACGACUCGCACUUACACCUGGUCGUAAGUGUGAGCCGUCGUAAAACACUGUAUACCUCUGAUGUUUUAGUGUUUUGGAUCAUAACUAGUUUAACAUGUGCCAAAAUUCCACUGGGGUUUUAAAGUGACUCUGUGUAUAAAUGAUUUCAUUUAUAGGGGACACUAUAUAGGCACUAUAACCAGUUCAUCUCAUCGAAUAGGUUAUUAUGCUUGCAGUCCCCUGACCCUAUCCGUCUAUUUAGUGUUAAACCAUUUUUGAGCAGUUUAACUGUGAGAUUUCUGGCUGCCCACUGCACAGCCCUCGCUAGAAGUAUGGCUAAGGCAGACCUUAUACACUUCCAUAGCCAUACCAAUUCAAACCAGCAAUCGGUGGCUCUGACAGGCUGAGAGAGAUCAGCCUAAAAUUUCCAUCUUAUUUAGUCUCUGACACCUAUUCCUGCUCAUUAUGAGCAACACCGAGGGGAUGGGAUGCUCAGCUGUCUCGUUUGGCAUUAAAACAUUAAAAACUGUUUAUCAAUGAACAGAAGUAUAGUGCCAGGAGAGUCCAAAUUCUAAAACCACUUCAAUGAGAUGGAGCAGAUAACCUAACCUUGUGAAAUGUUUUUAGUGUAUCAAGCCCUGUUUGUUUAAAAAAAAAAAAAAAGGCUGUUUGGAUUGAAAAACAAUGCAUGCUGAUUCCCUUAACCACCUUUUAUCUUCUCUCCUCUUCCAACAGGUAUGGCCGGGACAAUUUACUUCCUGUCUGAUUUACUAGAACCAUCGAGAGCCAGGUUCCCAGCUUUCGAAAUCUGAGAACCGUUUAGUGCACCCCCCACCCCUCUUAGUUCCACGUUGACAGCGUCAUGGAAUAAUGCUUGAUGUAAAAGCCAUAAAAACAGCUUAGCAUUGAUAACCAGCAUUCAGUGAUGCUUUCGUACACUGCCAGAUAUGAAACUCUGUUCACAGACUUUAUCUGUGAAAAGUAUAACUUCUUAUUAAAGGCAUAUGACAAAAAAAGUGAACUGUAAAUAGUUGAAUGUAAAAAGUAACUGUGUUGCAUGACUCUUUAAACCCUGCAUAGGCAUCAUCUUGUCAUCUCUGGCACAUUAUAACAUCCUCUGUCUGCUAUAGUUGUGACACAGAGGCUGAUUGGCAUUUAUUGCUCAUUAACUUCUUACCUUUGCGUGUUUUCUGGAAAAGAAAUUCAAUGUUUUUAAAGGGGAACUAUCACUUCUCUAGGACGUAAACCAUUAAAACAUUGAAAAUCAUCUAUAACUUGUGGUAACCUUUUUUGUUUAAAGAUGCUCCAUUUUAUGUUAAAUAUAUUUAACAGAUUUGGAUAAAGUGAUAUAGCAACCCAGUUCAGUUUGUGCACAGUCAGGGCACACAUUGUAUUGAAGGAGAAACAAAUAUUUAAUUUUUCUGUUUUUCCUCUUCUACUAACUAUGGUGACUAGCAGAAAAAGCAGAAUUUAUGACAAUGACUGAAAGGAAGCAAAGAUGGAGGCACUAAUUCUGGCUAGAAGUAAAAAAAACAGCGGUGUGAAUUUCUACAUUUCAUUUUUUUUUUUUUUUUUAGAUCUCACAAAGACAUAUAUGGUGGUAAAUAUAGGGAAUAAGGAAACCUAAUAUUAAAGAUCUUGGGAAGUGACAGCUUCCCUUUUAAUAUACUUAUUAGUUGCAAGGUGGUCCCUCCCAAUGAAAAAAAACAUCUUUCAGUGAAAACCUGUAUAAGUGAGAAACAAACGUGCACGUUUUAGAAUAUCCAGCUCAUAUGAUUUAUAAUGUAGUUUGCUUGUACACAUUGAAGAAUUAUUGAAAUAAAAUACUUUUUGUUUAAUUUGAUUCCGAUGUUUGUUUAGACUAUUUACUAAGCCCAAUUCACUUUUUGGGCACUUCUGUUACAAC
Pelobates cultripes (western spadefoot toad) is the source of this 24923-nucleotide messenger RNA. NCBI's taxonomy places the organism in Eukaryota, Metazoa, Chordata, Amphibia, Anura, Pelobatidae. The record is from the annotation of a GenBank genome assembly.